This is a messenger RNA of Ixodes scapularis (black-legged tick), 1689 nucleotides long. RefSeq names its product endothelin-converting enzyme homolog. The transcript has 2 exons. Gene Ontology annotation, molecular function: metalloendopeptidase activity. The record is from RefSeq and is a predicted model, not a curated record. The coding region runs from base 35 to 1678 and encodes 547 amino acids. NCBI's taxonomy places the organism in Eukaryota, Metazoa, Arthropoda, Arachnida, Ixodida, Ixodidae. Gene Ontology annotation, cellular component: plasma membrane. Gene Ontology annotation, biological process: protein processing.
GUGGCCGCCGUCCAAGAGUCAGGUUCCUUCGUCGAUGGUCGACGUCCUCGUGGAACUGUCCCUGGAUCGUGGCAUCCACCUCCUGUUCCAACUGACGCCGGACGUUAACUUCAAGAAGCCCGGACGCUACAUCCUGCACAUGGCAUUCAGCUACCAGUUCUUCAUGGAGUGGACGAUGGUUCGCAAGCUGAUCAUCAGGGAGGGGCGGCUGCAGAGCUACUACGAGGUCAUGGCAAAAUUGCUGUCCGACAAAACACCAAGCCUCCAACUAAUCGAACGCGUGGUAACCAUUGACAACACACUGAUUACCGCUUCAUUACCAAAUGAGGGCGACCGCGUCAACAUGUCUUCCAACUACGUGCACUUCGCUGAUCUCAAGAACUUGACGGGUUCCCCAUCCAUGACGGGGAAAUUUCUCCACGCCGUCAACCGCCUCCUGCCGUCCGACCGACAGAUGACCGUAGACGACGAGAUCUGGGUUCACCACGGCGGCUACCUGCGCUACCUGGGAACACUCCUGGGCGAAAAUCCCGAGUCCGAGACGCUGAGAGGCUACGUAGGUCUGCUACUCGCUAGGUAUCUGGCUCCAGCGGCUUCCUCGAGCAUCGCCAGUGAGCACACGCCAAUCAGAGGGCUACCCAUGUUCUACAUGCUUGGUCACUGUAUCUUGAACGUCGUCGUCACCCUGCCCUACAUCAUGGGUGACCUCUUCGUUCGCUGGAGCCUCGAAGAGACCGAGCUCGCCGAGAUCAGCGACAUGGUGACGCUGAUCCGUAAUGCCACGCGUGCAGGCUUCCAGGGGAAAUCCUGGAUGGACCUGGACACCCGCACCAGAGCCGUGGACCGACUCGCUGAUCUUGGUAGAUUUGUGGGACGUCCGGAUAACCUUACCACCGCGGAGAUGUUGAACCAACACUACUCGUUUCUGGCUACGGCCGAAGGCCCCUACGCGACGAUGCUGGAGGUCACCAGAGACGCCGAAUCGGCGCGGAAGAAGGACCUCCUCAAGUCUCCAACGCCAUUCUUCCCGGCAAUCAACAUAGAACUGCCAACGAUCCUGGUGAACGCGUUCUACGUGCCCAUCUACCACAUCAUGGUCAUACCUCCGGCCAUCAUGUUCGCACCUUUCUACAAGAGCGGCCUGCCGCUGGCCUUCAACUACGGUAGCCUGGGUCACGUGAUCGGCCACGAGAUCACGCACGCCUUCGAUCCCGAGCUUAACCUCUACAACGCUUCGGGGCUCCGGGAGGACUGGUGGACUCCGGACACCCGCAAGGCCAUCGACGCCCGCUUGCAGUGCCUCAAGGACAUCUACAACCAGGUGCCCUGGGCGAGCGGGGUCAACUACGGAGACACGGCCGUCUCCGAGAACUUCGCCGAUUGCGGAGGCCUGGAGAGGGUGCACCGAGCCUACGACGCCCUCGGCGACCACUCUGUUCAGAAGCUUGGAGACAAGUCGUACACGGGCAAGCAGACUUUCUUCAUUACCAGCUGCUACAAAUGGUGCGCGAGUACACCACCCGCCAAAUACACGGAGGACAUGGUGAAAGUGAAAAUCUACUCGCCCAUGAAAAUGCGCUGCAAUGUGCCACUCAUGAACACGCCGGAGUUCGCGACGGCGUUCAGGUGUGCCGCGGGGACUCUGAUGAACCCAGAGAAGCGCUGCGACGUGUUCUGACCAAUCGCCAA